Messenger RNA from Iphiclides podalirius (scarce swallowtail), 1092 nucleotides. The record is from the annotation of a GenBank genome assembly. Lineage: Eukaryota; Metazoa; Arthropoda; Insecta; Lepidoptera; Papilionidae.
AUGCGUACAGUCGGCGCUAUAGCAUCCGAACUUACUUUCACAGAACCGGCGUUCGGUGGCCUGCAAUGGCGGCCGAUGAUCUGCGCGGCCGGUUGCCAAACUGCCAAGCUUUGCGUCACACCGUGGAGAAAUAAACAUUUCCUCAGCAGUGCAACUAUUCACCGUGUUGGCUUAAGGGAACACGACAACUCCCCGGUGCGUGUGAUACGUGACAUUUUGUGGACGAUACUGCUGGUCAACUACGAGAUAUUCUGCGCCAUCUUCAGAUGUUUCGUGCCGGCAGAACCCAAAGACGUCAGCGGUGAGGUGGUCCUGAUAACUGGUACCGGUCAUGGCAUGGGCCGCGAGAUGGCUCUGCGCUUCGGCCGGCUCGGGGCGAAGGUCGUCUGCGUGGACAUCAACCCCGAGGGUAACGAACAGACAUACAAAAUGAUACUCGCCGAGAAGGGGAAAGUAUUUAAAUACGUGUGUGAUGUGGCUGAUCGCGCGGCAGUGAUGCAACUAGCCGAGAAAGUCCGUAGAGAGGUGGGUGAGGUGGACAUCCUAGUGAACAACGCGGGCAUCAUGCCCUGCAAGCCAGUGCUGCAGCAGACAGAGAAGGAGAUACGACUGAUGAUGGACAUCAAUGUCAAUGGCAACCUUUGGUUCAUCCAGGCUUUCCUGCCAUCGAUGAUCGAGCGCAACCACGGGCAUAUUGUAGCCAUAUCUUCCAUGGCGGGUCUGAUGGGCACUCGCAAUUUGGUUCCUUACUGCGGCUCCAAAUACGCCGUGCGCGGCAUCAUGGAGGCCCUGGCGGUCGAGCUGAGAGCUGAACCAACAGAUACCAGCGGUAUCCACUUUACAACCGUCUGUCCGUCCAUUGUGAACACGGGCCUGUGUCACAAGCCACGCAUUCGAUUCAAGAAAGCCCUAAAAAUCGUAGAGCCCGGUGAAGCUGCCGACAUAAUCGUCGACUCCGUCCUCAGGAAUGUUCUGGAAAUCUCCAUUCCUACUAGACUUCACAACGCUAUUCGGUAUUUAUAUCGGAUGAUUCCAAUCUCAGCAGCAUUUGCCCUGAACGAUUUAGCAGACUCUGGCGCUGACGCCCACGAC